ACAGACCCACAACAAGACCGCCACCGGGCAGCACGACGGAAGACAAAAAUAAUUAACAAGAACAACUCAGUUCGAAUCACCAGACAACCAUGACGGAAACAUUCCAGCGCUACGAUGACGAAUUCCAGAGCCUAACGCGGCAGAUCAAGGCGGCCUUCAACGCGAACAGCGGAGGCUACCGAGACGAGGAAGCCGGCGAAACGGCGAAUCCCGGCGAGGCCAUCGAGCAGUGCGAGGAGCUCCUGCARCAAAUGGCCCUGGAGGCCCGGAGCGUCCCCGAUGCCUCCCGGAAGCGSGAGCUGCUGGUCCAGGUCCGCAACUACAAGAGCGACCUGCAGACGCUCAAGGACGAGGACAACAAGCGAUCGCUGAUGGCCUCUGCCCGGGGCAACGGCGCCGGCAGCGGCAGCGACGAGCACCGGGAACGGAUGCGCAAGCAGCAGGAAAUGCUGCAGAACCAGAACAGCCAGCUGGACUCGGCCCGGCGGGUCCUGCAGGAGACCGAGCAGGUGGCCCUGGAGAUCGGCGAGGAGCUCUCGAACAACCGGGCGACGAUCGAAUCGGCCCACGGGCGGGUCCGAUCGGUGGCGUCGAUGGCGGGGAGGGCGAGGCGCGUCGUGGCGUCUAUGAACCAGAGGGCCGCGCAGCAAAAAAUGCUCCUCUACGGGCUGGCCGUGGGCGUGGUCAUCCUGUUCUUCGUGUCGGUCCGGUUUCUGAAGUAGAUGCUACGCAACGCAACACAACACAAUACAACACGCAAUGCAAU
Pseudo-nitzschia multistriata is the source of this 766-nucleotide messenger RNA. NCBI's taxonomy places the organism in Eukaryota, Bacillariophyta, Bacillariophyceae, Bacillariales, Bacillariaceae. The record is from the annotation of a GenBank genome assembly.